AUGGAGACACCAGGUGUACCCACAGAUCGGUUGAGGGCACCGGUGGGGUUGUGUGUCAUGGUCGUCCUGCUUAUCAGGGGGUCGACUGGGUUAGUCUGCUACACUGCAGUGGAAUCACUGGACUUAGGCUGCCUCCUGCGGUGGGAUUGUCCCAAUGCCAGUCCUAAUACCACCUAUACCGUGCAGACAAAGACUCAGGGGGACCCCUGGCAGGACGUGCCGUGGUGCGUUUGGGUCUCGUCCCGCUGGUGUGACGUCUCUCUGGCCUUUUCAAACUUUGAGCUGUACAACAUGAUUCGUCUCGGCGUCCACCUCAGCCCCAGCACCACCGUCUGGAUCGAGCCACGCAAGUUCGACUACAGUGACUUCAGUCAGUGAUAGUCUGCAUUUUGUUUAAUACAA
Messenger RNA from Dicentrarchus labrax (European seabass), 402 nucleotides. RefSeq lists its product as uncharacterized. The transcript is spliced from 3 exons. NCBI's taxonomy places the organism in Eukaryota, Metazoa, Chordata, Actinopteri, Moronidae. Bases 1 to 378 code for a protein of 125 amino acids. The record is from RefSeq and is a predicted model, not a curated record. Gene Ontology annotation, molecular function: protein binding.